AUGGGCUCGACGCAAUUUGGGAAGUUCCACGUGAGUUCCCGACAAACGCAAAUGCCGGCUCCGGAAGACUUCUGUCGAGAUUCUACAUUACCAGUCUGCAAUGUAUGCUCUAUCUUACUUGCCUUCAUUGCCAUCCUGACAUCGCUUUUGCUGCUAUGGAGAUCUGAGCGAAAACAGGCAGCAGUCGGGAGAAGAGAGAUACAGCUGUUCUUACUCGGCUUCAUCGUUAUCGAAAUCUGCGAAAUCUUUAGCGUUGGUGCUUUCCCUCUCGACGCAGCGGUCCGGAAAGGAUUUUCUGCAGCGCACAUCGCCGCGAUUACCGCUACAUGUUGGGUACUGUUGUUAAACGCCUUGGUGGGCUACCAAUUUCUCGAUGAUGGCACGCCUGCGUCGCUCGGUCUCAUCUCAGCAUCCGCCUUGGUUUUCUUCAUUGGCACUGGCUAUAUUGCUUUGGAUACGGGGUUCAACUGGACCGGCGAGUUCAAGCCUGACCCGUCAACCGAGUACCGAAACAUUGCUCUCUAUGUGCUGUACCAACUUUUCCCACUCGUUUGUCUGGUGGUAUUCUUCGUUUUGGAGGCCGUGUUGGUGAUUCGAAUACUGGGCGAGUCCCGCCCAAUGCUUUACUUAUGUGGUGCUGGCUUGCUCUUUGCUAUUGGUCAGAUUUUCGAAUAUGUCAUCAGCACCCACCUCUGUCAGGCCACGAACGGGAAGAUCAACGGUGCAUUGUUCGAGACUCUGUUCACCCUCCUAUCAGUAGCUAUGAUAUGGAUCUUUUGGAGCAGUAUCACCGAAGACGACUGGCCCAUGCCAACGGCACCAUCCGGUGGAUACAACUAG
Aspergillus oryzae RIB40 is the source of this 840-nucleotide messenger RNA. Its product is annotated as chitin synthase export chaperone. The coding region runs from base 1 to 840 and encodes 279 amino acids. Lineage: Eukaryota; Fungi; Ascomycota; Eurotiomycetes; Eurotiales; Aspergillaceae. The transcript is spliced from 6 exons. The record is from RefSeq and is a predicted model, not a curated record. Gene Ontology annotation, cellular component: endoplasmic reticulum membrane. Gene Ontology annotation, biological process: protein folding.